Messenger RNA from Nothobranchius furzeri (turquoise killifish), 4316 nucleotides. The record is from RefSeq and is a predicted model, not a curated record. Lineage: Eukaryota; Metazoa; Chordata; Actinopteri; Cyprinodontiformes; Nothobranchiidae.
UCAUAAACUUUACAUUAGUGGGCGGAGACUUUAAGCUCCACUUUACCCAAUAACCUGUCAGUGACGUCUCCUAAUUAACAGAGAGCUUCAACCUGUGAGCUGCAGGACGAGUUGCAUCAGAAACUUUCUUUCGGUGAGAAGAUUGGGAUGGAGUGGCGCCAACAGAGCAGCGUCAGCUGUGAAGACGCCUUCGACGAGGCUCAACGCUGGAUUGAGGAAGUGACUGGAAAAUCCUUCGGUUGCAACAACUUCCGUGCCGCACUGGAGAACGGAGUCCUGCUUUGCGACCUGAUCAACCAGCUGAAGCCUGGCAUCAUCAAGAGAGUGAACAGGCUUUCCACUCCAAUCGCUGGCCUGGACAACGUGAAUGUUUUUCUGAAAGCCUGUGGACGACUUGGCCUUAAUGAGUCGCAGCUGUUUCACCCUGGUGACCUUCAGGAUCUGUCCACUCGGGUCACCCUCAGGAAGGAUGAAAGUCAGCGGCGACUCAAAAAUGUUCUUAUUACAAUCUACUGGUUGGGUCGCAAGGCUCAACUAAACACAUGGUAUGAUGGUCCUCAGCUUAAUUUCAAGGCCUUUGAGGGACUGUUGGGUUUAGCUUUGUCCAAGGCCUUAGAAGAGGGCAGUAAUGUGUGUGUGAAAGAUGAAAACAAGGAUCGCCGCUCCUCAGAGGGUGAGGAGUGUCCUGACAUGCGUUCUGCUACAGUGAAUGCCGUGGAUGGUUUUGAGUCCCUGAACACUCACACCAGCCGCCUACCUGAAGGUUGUGGAAGUGACUCAGAGGCAGAGCAAGUGUUCAAGAUGAACAGAAAGUUGUCAGCCCACCAAAACAGAGGCUAUGUCCGAUCACCACUUCUACGGGGAGAAGAGAACAACGCUGGGGGCUCUGGGAGCCCUCUGCCCAGGAGCAAAUCCCUCAGCGACAUCCCCAUGGUGUACUCAGUUUGCAAAACUUCAAACGGAAAUGGCACCUAUACUCGAGGACGGAACGCCAGCCCGGCGAGGUACUGGAGUCAAAACGAACCAAAGUGUGACGUUGCUGCCAAAGACUGUGAAGCUCAGUGGCAGGAAGACUUGACAAAGUGGAAGAAUCGUCGCAGAAGCACCAAGUCUGAACUCUUCAGGAAGUCCCAGGACAGGGAGCAUGUCUUCAACCAGAUGACCAAUGGGGCUGUGACGAGCCAUGUCUGUGAGCCUCAGGACGGUCCGAUGAAGAGAGACUCGUCGCCAUGGAGGCACAGUGCUGCUCCCCGUCCUUACGCCACCUCUCUUCCAUCAAAAUCCUUGAGCGCUGACCUCAGGCCUCACACUCGAGCUCUGCUGAUCCGCAGCUCUUCCACUGAGGAACCUUUUAACUCCCAAAACCAGAUUCGGGGAUCAUCAUUGGAUAUGACUACUUCUGAUGGGAGUGCCUUAGGACAAAAGCCCCAGUUUGCCUCCUUGGCUUCACGUGGAGCAAGAAUGACCACGCUUUCUCUAGAUCAACCUUUCACCUCUCAGACCCAAGUCGAAGCCCUGAACAGCCAGUCUUUCCACUCCUCAGCAGAACAGGCUCGGCUACAAAGCCUUUCCACAAAUCAAACCUCCUUCCUUGUUACGGUUCAACCAAGAAAAAAUGCAGUUAAUCAGGAUGGAGUUAAUGCUGCUGCUGAGAAUUUGCAGGAUCUGAUCCACAAAUCCCAGGAAGAGAAUCGAGCAUCCUAUUGGGGGGAUUCAGCGUUUGAUGGACGAGCUCUGUCAGCUGAUGAGAACUCCAAAUACUUAUCGUCAGCUGCACCAUGGUCCAGCUCAGCCAGCCUCCCCCGUGGUUACCGGCGGUCUGAGGGUUCCUCUCGUAUCUCCUCUGCUAUAACAGCUAGACCCUUUGGGACCAAUCAGUCCAGGCGUUCCUCACUACCGAGAUUCUACAGUGUUGAUGAUCAAGAUUUGCUGUUGAAAAGCGAGAAAGAAAAUUCUCCUUCAUCUCCCCAAGUGUCUCUGAAGAGACAGACUGCGGCUGCCAAUCUCAGGGGUCAGUACCAGGCGUCGAUCCGACAGAAGAAAGCCAAUCAGGCCAGGCAGAAUGGCUCGAAGCAGAGAGAAGUCAGCACAGUGGGUUUCUCCGAGCAGAUGUCCCUGCAGACCAGCAGCCUUCCCUGUCAGUCCUCCACUCAGAAACUGUCUCAGCCUUCUACAAACCUGCAGUGCUCAAACUACAAAAACUCUGCUUCUACCACACUCUACUCAAAGGUUGAUUAUAGUGACAUGAGAGUGAGCCUGACUCUUAAACCGAACAGUGUACCAGACUUUGGGUUCCAAACUCACUGGGAUUCCACAGGAGCGAGAGUAAAGUUCAUCCAACCUGGAAGUCCAGCAGAGCUCUGCCAGCUGUGUGUGAACGAUGAGAUUGUGGCGGUUGACGGCGCUGCAGUGGCAUACCUGACCUACAGCCAGUGGAAGGAGAGAAUGGCAUCUUCCUUGGAAACUGGGAGUCUAACCAUGGACAUUCGACGCUACGGGAAAAAGGAUUGGAGCACCAGUAGUGAUGGCCAUCCUAACCAGCCUGGACAAAGCAGGAAAACCCUCAAUCUGACUGCUGCAGCACCCGUCCUCAUCGGUUACACCGAUCGCCAUGCCAACGGUGUGGCCCGUACUGAAACUGCAGACAGACAAGGAUCUAAAUUUAACUGGCAGACGGAUCAUGCAGUGCAGUGUAAAGACACGGAUGGAGCCCUUUCAGGAAACUUCCAUUCCUCUAGAGGCAAAGACUGCAUUAAUGUUGCUAAGACAAAUCAGAAAAGAAGGGCAGACUUUUUCAAUCAGACAGGAGGCUCUGAGUCUGCAAUAUCAGAUCUCCAGGUGCCCUCCCUGAGUUUGUCCACCUCCAACUGGUUGUGGGACCGAGAGGAGGAUCGCAGGCGGCAGGAGAAGUGGCAGGAAGAGCAAGAGCGCCUCCUACAGGAGCAAUACCAGCGAGAUCAGGAGAGGCUGGAGGCCGAGUGGCAAAGGGCCCAACAGGAUGCACUGGACGGAAGGACCUCACAGGAGAAUACGUUGGAGUUGCCCAGUGGUCCUGAGAGGUUCACCAGUGGUCUGUUUUAUGUGAACGGACUGACAAAGAAGAGCAGAGAAGAUGAGCGGGGUCCCGACCAAGACCAUUUGAAAGAAGCGGAGCUAAAAGUACAGAACAGCAGGAAUACAGAAAACUGCUGGGCUGAGGGCUCCUGUGGUUUCGCUCAGCUGUCCCCUGCACACAGGGCAAUGUCUUUGUCGACACAAGCAUUAUCCGAGCCCCACAAGCCAACCAGAGUUGAUCAGAGAAGAUUUGGGCGUUCCUUGUCUAAAGCUGAGCGAGAGAGGCAGCAGAUUUUGGAAGAGAUGAAGAAAAGGACUCAACUUCUGACAGACAACAGCUGGAUCCGUCAACGCAGCAACAGCUCCCACAAGGAGCCCAUCGAUGUUGCUGCCUGCAUGAAGAGAUACGAGUCUCUGGAUAACCUGGACAUGUUGCGUCAUUCCCCUGAUAUGGCUGCAACAUUUACAUACCCUCGCCCACAUUCAGUUGCCGGCGGUUACGGCAUUCCAACGAGGAACGCAGCCUCUCGCUACAGCACUGGAUCCAUGUCGUCUCAGAGAAAUAUGUACACGGACUCCUCUCACCUUGCAAGUGCGUGGGCUGCCGCCGACAUCUCGGAGGAACAGAGACGGGAGCCCAGGUCCAUGUCAGAAACAGGAAGCCCUACUGUGAUCACUGCCAUCUCCUACUCGGGUCCACUGGUACUUUCACCAUGUGACCAAGAUGAUCUCCAGAUUAAAGAGUAAAGAGAACAACCAACAGUCACUCUUGAAGAAAGUGAAGAUCCUACCAACAAAGCCAAUCCAUUACUUUGUUUCCUUAUUUUUGAUUCAAAUAAGCUUAGAAAUUGGUACAAAUUCAGGAAAAUUUGACUAAGUGUCUUAUUAGCUGUUUUUAUCAGGUUGAUUCAAUUUAGUUUGAAUGUCCUAUUUUUUGUUAAUUUAACAGAAAAUGUAGAUUUGAUAUAUUCACUGUUAAAAAUCUUUUGGUUUUAUUUCCUUUUGGAAGUUACUUUUGCUUUUUAUCGCAUCAGGGGUGUUUGUUUUUUUUCCCCAGACUUAAUUUAGCAUUUUUUAAAUAUAUCUGGUUUAUUUUGAGAUUCUUAUUGCAAUCCAGAUACUGAGACACACUUUAACAUUCACUAAAGCUUUUGUGUUCUGUUGUAAAGUCACAAAGUACACUCUGGGUUUGCUCACUUAUAUAAAUGUUUCUAAAUAAAACUUUUUCGUUUCUUUUUGUAAAUAAAGUCCUAAAUCCAUCA